GUGGUCGUGGUCGUGGCCGUGGUCGUACAUCGUCAUCAAGUGGUAGUCAAACAUCUUCGUCGGUGAAUAUGCCCGGCACCGGCAGAAUGGACAUUGAACAUUUUCCAUAUAAAGACAGGAUCCCUAACAUCAUGAUGCCGUUCCUGGACGGGUGGAAUGAUGUGGUUGCAGAUGGUAACUGUGGAUUUCGGGUUGUGGCUGAUGUGUUUCAGAUGGGUGAAGACAACUACGGUUUAGUGCGUCAGUUGAUGUACAGUGAAAUCGCCUCAAACCGAGCUGUUUAUCGCCACGUGUACGGACAGGACUUGGAUAGGUCUCUGCAGCGUAUCCGGUGGGGAGGAGGACGUUGCGGUCAAAAUCAUUGGUUCGACGCGCCCCUUGAUCUCUUCGCCGUUGCAAACAUCUACAAGUGUGCAGUGAUGCAUUUCGGCCUUGGUUUGCAUGGUCGAGCUUACUAUCCGUGUACCACGGUUCUGCCUUGGUGUUCGCGUGAGACCGUCACCAGACCGGUAAGAGAGGUUGCUAUUGGAUUUCUGGGGCCGUCAUACAGACAUUUCAUCCGACUGGACCUGUCACCCGAUUUUCCGGUCCCACCGAUUAUACCAACGUGGUACACCAUUCGUACAGCAAGCGUAGAGGGCUGGGAUGCGUUAUAUCAUGACCGGGUGCAGCAGUGGAACAAUCUAGUUGCCUUUUCUAUGUGACCUAAUAUUGCUAUUGCUAUGUUUUUCCCAUUUAUUUAAUUUUCGGAUUCUAAUUUUCGUA
This is a messenger RNA of Chenopodium quinoa (quinoa), 765 nucleotides long. RefSeq lists its product as uncharacterized. The transcript has 2 exons. The record is from RefSeq and is a predicted model, not a curated record. The coding region runs from base 69 to 704 and encodes 211 amino acids. NCBI's taxonomy places the organism in Eukaryota, Viridiplantae, Streptophyta, Magnoliopsida, Caryophyllales, Amaranthaceae.